UUGCUUUUCAAUUAGACGAGGGAUUUGUUCAUUAAAUCGAUGGCUUCUGAUGCGAUUGCGAACUCCUUGUCUCUUUGGACCUUCUUCAAUAUCCUCGAACUCAAGCAGCAAAGCAUAGAGGUCUUGGAACUUGCUGCGCAGGAAGCUGGAUAUGAUAGGGCACUAAUAGCUCGAUUGGCCCUAAAGCCUGGGAAGAUUUCUUCACUUGCAAAAUCUAUGCGUCAGCUUGCGGACAUGGACGAGCCCAUUGGCCGUGUCUUGCAGAAAACAGAGGUUGCAGAUGGACUUAUCUUAGAGAAAGCGACUUGUCCCUUGGGUGUACUUCUGGUUGUUUUUGAGUCCCGAACUGAUGCCCUUGUUCAGGAUUUCUUAAAGUAGAACAAUACUAGAAAGUUUUGUAGUAAGUAUUUGGCACUGAAGUGGCAACCUAUGUUUGUGGGAGUUUUGUAUGAGGUACAUUUGCUAUUGAUCCUCUUGCUAGUUGUGAAUAAGGCUGUAAGUCUUAAUUAUAGCCAAGUUUGUUGUUAUCAUAUAUCAAAUUGUUUUACAAUUAGAUGAUGUCUGAAUAGCAUAGUUGACCUAAUGCUUCUGUAUGUCUUAGGCAAUAGGCAUAUAUACCAUUCAUGUAAGCUAGUUGUAGGAAUAUAUGAUUGAUAACUUGUCAGUUAUCCCGAGUUAUAUAUAUUGACUGCAACUUCUCAUUAAUCUGUUGUGCAUUAUCUUUCUUGAAUCUAGAUCAUAGUAUAUGCUCAUGUGCCCUUUUGUUUGUGACUUAUUAUUGUCAUGAAAACCCUUCUUUGGAACAGUCGUGUUUGACUGUUUGUGUUCCCUUCAUAUUGUUCACAACAAGACAGGAUGAUUUAAAAGGUAAAAAUAUCAAUGAGUAGUUAUAAAAGUUUAUGGUCCCUGAUACGGUUCCAUCAAGUGAGCAUAUAUGUUAUGUGGUUAAUGUAAUGUUUGUGACUCUGUAUUGAGUUCAACUAAUCUUCUUCUGAACUUCCAUCAACAUACAUAGGUUCAUUGGGAAUCUUGAUCUUUGUGGCCAACAAGUUCAGAAGCCCUGUUGAACCUCACUGGGAUUUCUCGUUGUAUUACCACAUGUGGCAAGUGAUGAAGCAGCAUGUAAGUUAGGGUUCCAUGUUAUUUGCGUAGGAAUGUAGGAAUGUGU
Messenger RNA from Fragaria vesca subsp. vesca, 1168 nucleotides. Its product is annotated as delta-1-pyrroline-5-carboxylate synthase-like. The transcript is spliced from 6 exons. Bases 40 to 378 code for a protein of 112 amino acids. Gene Ontology annotation, molecular function: glutamate-5-semialdehyde dehydrogenase (NADP+) activity. The record is from RefSeq and is a predicted model, not a curated record. NCBI's taxonomy places the organism in Eukaryota, Viridiplantae, Streptophyta, Magnoliopsida, Rosales, Rosaceae.